Salpingoeca rosetta is the source of this 4944-nucleotide messenger RNA. RefSeq names its product actin. The coding region runs from base 1 to 4944 and encodes 1647 amino acids. Gene Ontology annotation, molecular function: protein binding. The transcript is spliced from 12 exons. The record is from RefSeq and is a predicted model, not a curated record. NCBI's taxonomy places the organism in Eukaryota, Choanoflagellata, Craspedida, Salpingoecidae.
AUGCACGUGCUGUCGCCACCACCGCACGUGCGCCGGCCCGGCUCCCCAUCCACGCGAUCCGUCAGCCUCAACAGCAUUGCACCGCCACCACAUCCGCCGGCGUCCCACUCGGCCCACGACGGCGAUGGUGGUGAUGGCGGUGAUCAGCUGAAGGGUGUGGCAGGUGCUGGUACCGGGCAUGGCGGUGAAGAACUGGGAGGCAAGUCGCAGAUCACGGAACACCAACCAACCAAGAUCGGCAAGGACAGGACGGCGGAGCAACGCAAACCCGCUGAGCAAGCAGCGCACCACAUCAGCAGCGACAGCCACCAAGACGGUACACGCGAUGGUGCAGACGGCGGCGACGACGACGCGAGCAGCGGGCGGUUCGACAACGUGUCCACACCAUCGAGCGGACCUGGUGCCGUGGAGAGUGCAGUGUCAUCGGCAUCCCGCCCAGCGUCGCACCGCUCGCCUCGCUCGUCCAUGACCACAUCGCUGAAGAAGACGAAACGGCGGAAGUACAUGCACCGCACCAUCCUCCUUCGUCACACCGGGUUUGCUGUUGAUGGCGAGGCAUUUGGCGUCACCCUCUCCCCAGCGGCAGCCGUCCUGCCGGACGUCAAAUCGGACAUUUCCGCCGGUUUCCACAUUGACGACGUGACAGACCCUUCAGUCGCGUUUGCAUCAGGCCUGCGGCGUGGUGAUGUGCUGCUGAAGAUUGACCACGAGAGCGUUGCCGGCAACUCGUUGCAGGAAGUGUACGAGGCCCUUGGCGACCAUCGCGGCAUCGAGAGCAUUCUCGUGGCGCGCAAGGCCUCCACCCGCCUCUCCUCGUCCUCAUCCAUUACUUCCCCGUCCUACUCAAAAUUGCACACGCCGGAGGAUGUGGCAGAUGCGUUUGAGUCUCCAUCAAGCAACCCGAUGUGGAUGCCUGAUCUUCCGUCCCGCAGCAACAGCAGCGACGCCGGCGUGCCGCAACUCGUGUUUGAUGAGCGUGAGGAGGAAUUGCAGAGGGAACACGCAAACGGCGACAACACCAACACGGCUGUACCAGCAGCAGCCACUGCCGUGUAUGGCGGUGGUUUUGACACUGCUGCAGAUGUUCACGGUGAUGCAACUGGUCACGAUGAAGUUGAAAGUGAAGGUGGCGGUGGUGGUGAUGGUGGUGGAAUCCAGCGCCACCGCAGCUACGACAGCGACGUGGACGACGUUGAUGUUGAACAGCUCCUCGACACCCCGGACACACGGCUGACGGAGGGCAGCACCGCGAUUGCUGCGCCCGAACCGCCGUCGUCACCGACAGCGUCGACAACAACAGCAGCAGGACAGGCGCUGGCACCAGCAGUGGUGGGAGACGUGGAUGGACCGGAAGAAGUCGGUGAUGGGGUCAACGGAGCGCAGAGUGGAACGAGGGAACAGGAUGUGACGGGGGCGCAGGCCGAGAGGGACGGAGAUGUGAAGAGCGAAGAAAAGAUCACAGUGCCUCAUGUGCAGCCAGAAGCAGAAGCAGCAGAGGAAGAAGAGAAAGAAGACCAGGAAGAAGGGGAAGUGAAGGAGGGCGCGCCGGUCGCAGUUGAUGUUGAUGAGUGCGAUGACGAGGCACUAUUUGCAUCCCUGCAGGAUCACGACACCAAGAAAUACAGCACAGGUGCAGAACAGGCGCAGCACGAGCUCUUCCAUGAAGCAGCGUCGCCUUCACGUGGCGAGGACGAGUAUGCGUCCACGACACCUGUAUACACGGAUGAUGAGAGCGAAGAGGAUGAAGAGGAGGGGAUGGACGAUUGGAAUGAGGAUCAUCUUGGCUUCAUAUACGACGCACCGCCACAGAGCACGCCGUCCAACCCCUUGCUCGUCGUCCUCGACAUUGGAGCCACGGAAAUUCGCAUUGGGUUUGCCAGCGAGGAGGAGCCGCGAAAUGUGCUGCCGAGCAUCCUGGCGCGCCCGCUGCUGCUGCACACAGACGACCGCAAUUCGUCCCUCUUCCAGUCGCUGCUGGACGACAAGGUGACGCCGUGGGUGUCGCACGGCCAGGCACAUGCUGUCAACUCGAGUGUAAUCUAUGGCACGAGCCCAGCACGCGCGUCGCUGGAGCAGAUUCUGCACCUGUCGCCACGGACACGUUGCAUCACGUCGCCCCCACCAUCAUCGACGUCUCGACGGCGACAGUCGCUCGGACAGCCGGUGCAGAUGAGGAGGGGCACCCGCGAUGGUGCUCAUGGUGGUGAUGGCGAAGGUGACGGUGAAGGCGGCGGCGGCGCUGUGCAUAAGAAACGCGCAUCGAUGCUGCUCACUGGUGACAGCUUCGAUCACUUUGCAAUGCCGCCACCGCAGCUGCAGCUGGAUGAUGACGACGGCGACGACGAUUAUGAAGAUGCCGAUGACAAAGUCGACGCAGCUGACGGUGGUGAUGGUGCACACGAUGGUGAUGAUGACGAACAACAAACUCAUGCUGGCGGGCAUGAUGAGAGUCACGACCGCGAUGGUGAUCAGCAUACGGAGGCAGAGGAGCAAGAAAACGCCGCGGUUGAACAUGAAGAAGGGGAGCAGCCAGAGCAAGCUGAUGCGCUGAGCGUUGAUAACGGUCACUCAACUGCGCACAUCUCGGAAGCUGGCCAGGCUGCUGUACGAUCUUCAAGUCCACCAACACUUGCACCUGCGCCACCAUCGGCCGAAGACAGUGUUUCGCCCACCGAACAAACUCCAUCAACGCAUGACGCCGAGCAAACAAACUCACGCACCCGCACCCGCACCCGCUCCAGCACAACAUCGUCUCGGCGGCGGCGACAACGGCAGCAGUCGAGCAACGACGGCGAUUCGCCGCUGCACGUGUGGCAGACAGCCGACGCCCCGGGCCAGCGGCAGCGGGAGGUGCUGAUCACGAGUCCGCUGGAGGCGACGCAGAGCCGUGACCUGACAGGCAUCCUCGCCCUCAGCUUUCCUCUGCGUGAGCGCGAUGUGCACGGGCUCUUCAAGGACUGGCGGGGCAUUCGCAUCCUCGUGGAGACGGCCGUCGCUUCGCUUGUGCCAAGCAACUCCCACUGCUCGUUCCUUGUUCUGGACCACGUUGUUGGCAGCAUCUCCAGCGUGCUGGCGUCGCGGUACAUGUUUGCUGAUCUGCUGUUCAGCCUCGCCGCCACCAACGUCGUCGGCGUGACCUUUGCAGACCAGGCAUUCCUCUCCUCGCUCGGCUCUGAGCGCCGCUGCGCGCUGGUUGUGCACGUGGGCGAAACGUACACACAGGUGGUGCCUGUUGUCCGCAGCAGCGAGGGGGCUGCGAGUCUACCAGAGCCGCUGCUGUACGCGGCAGAGACAAGCACGCGCGCUGGCGGAUAUGUAACGACGGUGCUGGAGGAUGAGCUGCGGUACCAGGCGCAGGUGUUUGAGGAAUGCACAGAGGAGCCAUUUGACAGCUACAAGACACGCGUGAUUGUGGACGACAUCAAGCAGCAGUGCUGUUUUGUCUCUGUCGACUACCAGGGCGACCUGCAGUCGUGCGGCCAGAGCGCAGCGCUGGAGGAGACGUACACCCUCCCCAACGGCAGCACGCUUGCCCUGGGCGCUGAGCGGUUCCGAUGCUAUGAACCGCUGUUCCAAAGCGACGACGCCGCUGCGCUCCCGGCCAUUGUCAAGCGUUGCCUUGAUCGCGCACCAGCACAGUUUCAGGAGGAGCUGGCAGCCAACAUUGUCAGCUACAAGACACGCGUGAUUGUGGACGACAUCAAGCAGCAGUGCUGUUUUGUCUCUGUCGACUACCAGGGCGACCUGCAGUCGUGCGGCCAGAGCGCAGCGCUGGAGGAGACGUACACCCUCCCCAACGGCAGCACGCUUGCCCUGGGCGCUGAGCGGUUCCGAUGCUAUGAACCGCUGUUCCAAAGCGACGACGCCGCUGCGCUCCCGGCCAUUGUCAAGCGUUGCCUUGAUCGCGCACCAGCACAGUUUCAGGAGGAGCUGGCAGCCAACAUUGUCCUGAGCGGCGGCACGACACACGCGCAGAACUUUAAGCGGCGCCUGUUCAUGGAGCUGCAGUGCCUCGCAGGCGUUGCGUCGCAUGUUGAUAUUGUUCGCACGGAGGACCACCAGCUCCUGCCGUGGUUUGGUGGCGGCAUCGUCGCUUCUCAGGUCGACACGAUGAGCCAACACCUCAUCUCCCGCAACGACUUUGAGCAGGCGCUUAACGACGACCACCGAGGUGGGAUGGCACGGCUGCUGCUGCUUCCCAAGCGCUCCCCGCACACAUCCCCACGACUGCGGCGUCGCGUGUCCUCCUCUGUGUUUUCGUCGCUGCUCGAACAGCCCGCGCUCUUUAACAUGGACCUCGUCAACAUCAACGGCAGAGCCCACAUCACGUCGUCGGAGCCCGUGAACCUGCGGCUGAAGACAACGCAGAGCGCGCUGGAGGAGGUGCGGCAGCAGCUGCAGCACUUACAGGCUGUGGAGGAGGACCUCAUGCACGAGGUCCUCAACCUCUCCGCAGACACAGACCAGGGCCUGGCGCUGGCGCAGCCGACGGCGCGUGCUGACGAUACCACUGGCGCUCGUAUUGCAGCGGAGGCAGUGGGUGUUGAUACAUCACUGGAUGGCGACAAGGGGAAGGAGAGACAGGAGCCGCAGGAAAAGCAGAAAGCGCAUCCAGAUAUCGAUGCAGAGGUCGCCCCAACAGCCUCGACAGUGGAAAAGCCACCGCCACCGUCGUCGCAGUUAACAGCAACAGCAACAGCACAAGCACAACCGCAGAGCGACAAGGGCGGUGUGGCGUUGUGGACGAACAGCGACGUGUGCAAGUGGCUGCAAGGAAAUGGGCUGGGCUUGCUCGUGCCAUUUACAAAGCGACACCAGCUCGAUGGCAAGCAGCUGCUGUCACUCACACCGCAGCAGCUGGCGAACCUUGGCAUGCGCGAUGUGUCAUUUGCAUGUGUUGCUGUCCGCAAGAUUGACAGGCUGCGCGAGAGCACAGUGAAUUGA